Messenger RNA from Balaenoptera musculus (blue whale), 2194 nucleotides. RefSeq names its product high mobility group nucleosomal binding domain 4 (gene HMGN4). The record is from RefSeq and is a predicted model, not a curated record. Gene Ontology annotation, molecular function: nucleosomal DNA binding. NCBI's taxonomy places the organism in Eukaryota, Metazoa, Chordata, Mammalia, Artiodactyla, Balaenopteridae. The transcript has 2 exons. Gene Ontology annotation, biological process: chromatin organization. Bases 831 to 1103 code for a protein of 90 amino acids. Gene Ontology annotation, cellular component: chromatin; nucleus.
UUUUUUUUCUUGAAAUAAAACAUUGUGGAGUAGGUCAGGGCAUAGGGUUACAGACUUCCCCAGGAAACAUUUUCAGGGGUGGGGCAGAAGGUGUGAGUGGCUAGUUUUGUCCCAGAGCUAUAAAAAUGUCCCACAGUGUUUGAAUGCCAGCCAUGGACCCGGGUCCUAAUUGCCCCAAAUCAAAAUAAAUCACAUCUAUUUGUGUGCCCUUGAAUCUGUGCUCGGGGCUACGCACCUUCUUAAAGUGGUUUUUAUUCUUGAGCAGACACAUAAAAUUACUCUCUGUAAAAUACAGAGAAUAAUGGUGUAUUACCCCUGUGUUGUUCCCCACCCGCCUCCAGUUUAAGGAAGAGAACUCCCAUUCCCUCUCCAACCACCAUCCUUUUCUUAAUUCCCUGAGGUGACUACUGUCCUGAUUUUUAUAUUUAUCUCUUGCUUUUUUGACUACAUACUUGUAGCCUAAACAAGUCAUUUAGUUUUACACUUAUAAAUGGAUCCAUACUGUAGAUCCAUUUUGUAACUCGCUUUUUUUUGCUCAACAUUAUGUUCUUGAGAUUCGUCCAUGGUUUUGCAUAUAGCUGUAAUCUAUUCAUUUCUGCUGCUGAAUAGUAUUCCCUUGCAUAGGUAUUACCAAAAUGUAUUUAUCUAUUCUAUUGAAGGACACUGAAUGGUUUCCAGGUUUUUGAAAUUACAGGGUUGCUAGAAACAUUCUUGUAGGGGUCUCCUGUGCACAGCCCCAAGAAUUUCUCCAGAAAUCUUUCUAGGAGCAGUGAGGAAGACAGAAGAACCGCUCGGGCUGGUAAAGCCAUCUGCCAGGCACUACUGCCACCAUGCCCAAGAGAAAGGCAAAAGGAGAUGCUAAAGGUGACAAAGCAAAGGUGAAGGAAGAGCCACAGAGGAGAUCGGCACGGUUGUCUGCUAAACCUGCCCCUCCAAAACCAGAGCCCAGGGCAAAAAAGGCCCCUGCAAAGAAGGGAGAGAAGCUGGCCAAAGGGAGAAAGGGGAAAGCAGAAGGCAACAAAGAUGGGAACAACCCUGCAAAAAACCGAGAUGCCUCCACAGUCCAGUCACAGAAAGCAGAAGGCACCGGGGAUGCCAAGUGAAGUGUACUUUUUUGAUAGCUCUGUACUUCUAGUGACUCUACUGUUUGAAAUACUAUCUUUUUUAAAUCAAAUUUUGUAAAAACGUAGAUUUUUUUUUAAGUUAUGUUGUUAGCACACAAGACGCUUUGUUGUUAUCUUUUGUGGAAAGGGCAAAAUAACCACUAGUAGAAUGUUUCAGAAGCUGGAUUGAAAUGGGGGAAAACAGAAUUUUCUAUCCUCAUAUUUGAAGAUUAUUCUUGGUUCCCAGGAGAGAUUCUCUGACAUUCACACAUGACAGCCACUAUGGCUCAGAAGCCUUACCGUGUGGGGAAGCAAAACUUCAUGUCUUCUCCUUUCCUGAUGCCAUCAACACAUCCUUGACUUCCUGAAACCAAGAGUCAUGAUGCGGCCUUGGCACCCUAGAAUCAGCUGUGUCAGGUAACAAUACUCAGGAUUUCUGGUGAUGACAUCAAGAUGGUGUUGCUCAAAAGAGCCAGGAUUCCUGUUUGUAGUUUGUGGAUCAUCUCAUUAAUAAUCCUGGAGUUUUUAGUUCCUUUCCUCCAUGUCAGAGGUGACCUGUGAAAAGCUCUUAUAUGCCUCAUGUGAAAUAUUCACCCUUUCUGAAAACUUUUCCUGUUCAUUGCAGCAGCAGACUUUGUUGACUUUUUGGGGAGGGGAGUUUGAAAGUUGUAAGAUGUUACGGAUUGUCACCCAUGUCCUGCUGGAAGUAACUAUUUUUGAAAAGUAUCUUAUAAAGCUGGAUACAAGUUGGCUUCAUGGGAGGGGAGGGAUCAUUUCCUACUCCAAGUCAUAAAGAUAUCCUUUACUGCCUUGUAAAAGUUUUAUAGUUUUGCUUUUCACAUUUGUCUUUAGUCUUCCCUGAACUGAUUUUUGCAAAAAUAUGAGAUAGUAAUUCAAAAUAAUAUUUUUUCCAUAUGGUAAGUGGUUGUCUCAACCACUUGGUUGUCCCAACUUUUCUGAAAAGUUCUUCCUUUCCCCACUGAUCUGUAAUACUGGCUCUUUUCAUAAAUCAAGUUUCUUCUGCGGGGGGGUCUGUUGAUGGUUUCGAUUCUGACUCACUGGUCAAUUUGUCUAACCUUGUGGCAAUACUA